UUAUUUUGACCCGGAAGUACAUUUAUCUCUCUCGGCAACACGCGUGGAAGCCUGACAGGUCGUGUUUCAUCCUGCCCUGUAGGAUCUAAGAUGGGGAAGUCCAAACAAAAAGGAAACCACAAGAGUGACAAGAAGAAGAACAUCGCCAAGACAUGGAAGACAAAGCGCAGGACCAAAGACCUGGACCAGAUCCACACAGACAUGAAGCCUGAGACAGCAGCCAAACUUCUGCACCAGGACGUGGACUACGACGUGACAGGAUGCGCACAACACUACUGUUUACACUGCGCGAGAUAUUUUGUGGAUAUGAGAUCCUUGAAAGAGCACUUCAAAAGUAAAGUGCACAAAAGACGGUUGAAACAGCUCAGAGAGGAGCCCUACACCCAAGCAGAGGCAGAGAGAGCGGCAGGUAUGGGCUCCUACAUCCCCCCAAAAACUGUUGAAGUGAAGACACAGACUGUGGAAGAGGACAUGGACUGAGAGCCGCCCACGUUAACUCAUGGACUGAUAACUCAAUAAGAGAAGCAUUGACAAAAUGGAUAAUGCCCACGUGAUUUUCUGCUGUCACAAAUGCCAGGUGCAUUGUUAAAUGCCUUUUUGUGACAAAUAAUGUUUGUUUUUUCAGCCAGCUGUUAUGUAACUGGUUGUUUAACUUCUGGGUAUCACCAUUAUCUGGAAAGCCUUACCUUACACUGGGUAGUGUCAUGCAACAUGUACCUAUGUAAAUACUGAGUAUGUGUAGAAAUGUGUUGAAUGAUAAUAAACUAUAAAAUGGA
Molecule: messenger RNA, 776 nt
Organism: Seriola dumerili (greater amberjack)
Lineage: Eukaryota; Metazoa; Chordata; Actinopteri; Carangiformes; Carangidae
Gene: znf593
Product: zinc finger protein 593
Exons: 4
Coding region: 91-480 (129 amino acids)
Molecular function (GO): nucleic acid binding; zinc ion binding
Source: RefSeq, a predicted model, not a curated record